Elgaria multicarinata webbii is the source of this 5986-nucleotide messenger RNA. It is a transcript of the gene SMARCA2, whose product is annotated as SWI/SNF related, matrix associated, actin dependent regulator of chromatin, subfamily a, member 2. Gene Ontology annotation, molecular function: chromatin binding; ATP-dependent chromatin remodeler activity; DNA binding. The transcript has 34 exons. Gene Ontology annotation, biological process: positive regulation of transcription by RNA polymerase II; transcription elongation by RNA polymerase II; chromatin remodeling. The coding region runs from base 432 to 5114 and encodes 1560 amino acids. NCBI's taxonomy places the organism in Eukaryota, Metazoa, Chordata, Lepidosauria, Squamata, Anguidae. Gene Ontology annotation, cellular component: nucleus; RSC-type complex. The record is from RefSeq and is a predicted model, not a curated record.
AAGAGAAGGGGGAGGGAAGGGAGGAGGACUCAGCUCGAAUGUUGCAGUUUGCUACUGGUCGCCGAGCAUUUGAGUGAGACCGGAGGAGUAGGAGGACAGCUGGAGCCAGCCUCUCGCUGCUUGAGAUUGCUGCUGCUAGGAGAGAGGAAGAGGCGAGGUUUCGCGCUGGUUGGGGUGGAUUUCCCUCCCCCCACCAUGCAUGCUCAGCAGUGCAGAGAAUCAGGAAGUCACAGCAGCCGAAUAGGGCUCACUCUCAUUCACAGACAUGUUUGAUCGCUAUGACAUGAUGAAGGAGGAACUAUAGGCCUAGUUUUGCCAUGCAAACGCUCCUUCCGCGCGUCUGGCACCUAACCCGCCGUUUGCAUGCCUAGAUCUUCUCUGGUGUCACUUCUGUAAGCUCUACCAUUGAUUGAAAGAAAGACGGGGAAUAGAUGUCUACACCAACAGAUCCUGGUGCAAUGCCUCAUCCCGGCCCUUCUCCAGGGCCAGGGCCAUCUCCAGGACCAAUACUUGGUCCCAGCCCAGGACCAGGCCCUUCACCAAGUUCAGUGCAUAGCAUGAUGGGACCAAGUCCUGGACCUCCAAGUGUUCCACAUCCAAUGCCAGCUAUGGGACCGAGCGAUUACUCGCAAGAUGGCAUGCAUCAAAUGCACAAACCCAUCGAUGGUUUGCACGAAAAAGGAAUGGUCGAAGAUCUGCACAACAGCUCUAUGAAGACUGCAAGUAUGCGACCUCCUCAUCCUGGCAUGGGACCACCUCAGAGUCCAAUGGAUCAACACAGCCAAGGCUAUAUGUCACCUCAUCCGUCUCCACUGGGAGCACCAGAACAUGUAUCUAGUCCAAUGUCUGGAGGAGGUCCGACUCCACCUCAAAUGCCACCAAGCCAGCCAGGACCCAUGAUGCCAGGAGAUCCACAAGUUAUGAGUCAACCCAAUAGGGGCCCUUCACCUUUCAGUCCAGUUCAGUUGCAUCAACUCCGAGCUCAGAUUCUAGCAUAUAAAAUGCUGGCGAGAGGUCAGCCUUUGCCUGAAAACCUCCAGCUUGCUGUACAAGGGAAGAGGACACUGCCUGGGAUUCAACAGCCACAGACUCUUUACAAGCCAUCUGUGGUUGUACCCCUAACUGGACCAGGAGUUCCUUCAGGAAUGCCAGGACACACAGCUGCAAUGGCCCCAAAAACGUGGCCAGAAGGGCAAGGUGCAGAUGUGAAUGUUUCUAGUACACCUCAAAAGCUUGCUGUUCCACCCCCUAGUGGAAGACCUUCACCUGCCCCUGCAGCUGCCCAGCCUACCACAGUAAUGCCUGGUCCUUCUGUACCACAGCCCACAGCCGGUCAGCCUUCACCUAUUGUUCAACUACAGCAAAAACAGAACCGUAUCAGCCCCAUUCAAAAGCCCCAAGGGCUGGACCCUGUUGAAAUUCUCCAGGAACGGGAAUAUAGGCUUCAGGCUCGAAUUGCUCACAGAAUUCAGGAAUUAGAAAAUUUGCCUGGCUCUUUGCCUCCAGAUCUGCGAACCAAAGCCACAGUGGAGCUGAAGGCACUUAGGCUACUGAAUUUCCAGCGCCAGUUAAGACAAGAGGUGGUGGCCUGCAUGCGUCGUGACACAACUUUGGAGACUGCUUUGAACUCUAAAGCCUACAAACGCAGCAAGCGCCAGACCUUGAGAGAAGCCCGAAUGACUGAAAAACUAGAGAAACAACAGAAGAUAGAACAGGAGAGAAAACGUAGACAGAAGCACCAGGAAUAUCUCAACAGCAUCUUGCAGCAUGCUAAAGAUUUUAAAGAAUACCAUCGGUCAGUGGCUGGAAAAAUUCAGAAACUUUCCAAAGCUGUGGCUACUUGGCAUGCUAACACUGAGCGUGAACAGAAGAAAGAAACGGAGAAGAUUGAGAGAGAGCGAAUGAGAAGGCUGAUGGCUGAAGAUGAGGAAGGCUACCGUAAACUGAUUGAUCAGAAGAAAGACAGACGUUUGGCAUACCUGCUGCAGCAAACUGAUGAAUAUGUGGCUAACCUGACUAAUUUGGUGUGGGAGCACAAGCAGGCACAAGCUGCCAAAGAAAAGAAGAAGAGGAGGAGAAGAAAGAAGAAAGCAGAAGACAAUACCGAAGGAAUAGGAUCUGGGCUUGGUCCUGAUGGAGAGCCCAUAGAUGAGAGCAGUCAGAUGAGUGAUCUCCCAGUCAAGGUAACUCACACUGAAACAGGCAAAGUUCUCCUUGGACCAGAGGCUCCUAAAGCAAGUCAGUUGGAUGCUUGGCUAGAAAUGAACCCAGGCUAUGAAGUUGCACCCAGGUCAGACAGUGAAGAUGAAAGUGAUUCUGAGUAUGAGGAAGAUGAAGAUGAAGAGGAAUCAAGUAGACAAGAAACAGAUGAGAAGAUACAUCUGGAUCCAAACACUGAAGAUGUGUCAGAAAACGAUGCUAAACAAAUCAUUGAGACAGCCAAACAAGAUGUGGACGAUGAAUACAGCAUGCAGUACAGUGCCAGAGGGUCUCAAUCCUACUAUACAGUGGCUCAUGCAAUUGCUGAGAGAGUGGAGAAGCAGUCUUCUCUACUCAUUAAUGGCACACUAAAACAUUACCAGGUCCAGGGCCUGGAAUGGAUGGUUUCUCUGUAUAAUAACAAUUUGAAUGGAAUUUUAGCUGAUGAAAUGGGGCUGGGAAAGACCAUACAGACUAUUGCACUCAUCACUUAUCUGAUGGAUCACAAAAGGCUCAAUGGCCCCUAUCUCAUCAUUGUUCCCCUCUCGACUUUAUCCAACUGGACUUACGAAUUUGACAAAUGGGCUCCUUCUGUGGUGAAAAUUUCUUACAAGGGUACACCUGCUAUGCGCCGAUCACUUGUUCCCCAGCUUCGUAGUGGAAAAUUUAAUGUUCUUUUGACUACUUAUGAGUACAUAAUAAAGGACAAACACAUUCUUGCUAAGAUUCGGUGGAAAUAUAUGAUUGUAGAUGAAGGCCAUCGAAUGAAGAAUCAUCACUGCAAGCUGACUCAGGUGUUGAAUACUCACUAUGUAGCCCCAAGAAGAAUUCUCUUGACUGGAACUCCAUUGCAAAACAAAUUGCCAGAACUUUGGGCUCUCCUUAAUUUCCUCCUUCCAACGAUUUUCAAGAGUUGCAGCACCUUCGAACAAUGGUUCAAUGCCCCUUUUGCCAUGACUGGAGAAAGGGUGGAUUUAAAUGAGGAAGAGACUAUUCUGAUAAUUCGGCGUCUCCACAAAGUUCUACGACCCUUCUUGUUAAGGAGGUUGAAGAAAGAGGUUGAAUCUCAGCUGCCAGAAAAGGUUGAAUAUGUGAUUAAAUGUGAUAUGUCUGCACUUCAGAAGAUUCUGUACCGUCACAUGCAAGCCAAGGGAAUCCUGCUCACUGAUGGUUCUGAGAAAGACAAGAAGGGAAAAGGAGGAGCUAAAACCCUUAUGAAUACCAUCAUGCAGUUGAGAAAGAUAUGCAAUCACCCAUAUAUGUUUCAGCAUAUUGAGGAAUCCUUUGCUGAACAUUUGGGCUAUGCAAAUGGUGUCAUCAAUGGAGCCGAGCUUUAUCGGGCCUCAGGGAAGUUUGAGCUACUUGAUCGAAUUCUACCAAAGUUGCGAGCCACUAACCACCGUGUGCUUCUCUUCUGUCAAAUGACAUCGCUCAUGACCAUUAUGGAAGACUAUUUUGCCUUUCGAAACUUUGCUUACCUGCGACUUGAUGGAACAACCAAAUCAGAGGAUCGAGCAACUCUGCUUAAGAAGUUCAAUGAGCCCAAUUCACAGUACUUCAUCUUUCUGUUGAGCACAAGGGCAGGAGGUCUGGGCUUGAACCUUCAGGCAGCUGAUACUGUCAUAAUUUUUGACAGUGAUUGGAAUCCCCAUCAGGACUUGCAGGCACAAGACAGAGCUCACCGAAUUGGACAGCAGAAUGAAGUCCGAGUCCUACGACUGUGCACAGUGAACAGUGUGGAGGAGAAAAUUCUUGCAGCUGCCAAGUAUAAACUGAAUGUGGAUCAGAAAGUUAUUCAGGCUGGCAUGUUUGACCAAAAGUCUUCAAGCCACGAGCGAAGGGCUUUUCUCCAGGCCAUAUUGGAACAUGAAGAAGAAAAUGAGGAAGAAGACGAAGUUCCAGAUGAUGAGACUCUGAAUCAGAUGAUUGCGCGGCAUGAAGAGGAAUUUGAGCUUUUCAUGCGAAUGGACAUGGACCGGCGCAGGGAGGACGCUCGAAAUCCAAAACGCAAACCACGCUUGAUGGAGGAAGAUGACCUGCCAUCCUGGAUAAUCAAAGAUGAUGCUGAAGUUGAAAGGCUUACAUGUGAAGAGGAGGAGGAGAAAAUAUUUGGCAGAGGCUCCCGCCAACGCAGGGAUGUGGACUACAGUGAUGCCCUGACAGAGAAACAGUGGCUAAGGGCGAUUGAAGACGGCAAUUUGGAAGAAAUGGAAGAGGAAGUUCGGCUUAAAAAACGAAAACGGAGAAGAAAUGUUGACAAGGAUUCGGGUAAAGAAGAUGGAGAGAAGGCAAAAAAGAGGAGAGGAAGACCUCCAGCAGAGAAAUUGUCACCCAAUCCCCCUAAGCUGACAAAACAGAUGAAUGCCAUCAUUGAUACUGUGAUCAAUUAUAAAGACAGUUCAGGACGACAGUUAAGUGAAGUCUUCAUUCAACUGCCUUCCAGAAAAGAAUACCCGGAAUACUACGAGUUAAUUAGAAAGCCAGUGGACUUCAAAAAAAUAAAGGAAAGAAUUCGUAACCAUAAAUAUCGGAGUCUCAGUGACCUGGAAAAGGACGUCAUGUUGUUGUGUCACAAUGCUCAGACUUUCAAUUUAGAAGGAUCACAGAUCUAUGAGGAUUCCAUUGUUCUCCAGUCAGUGUUCAAAAGUGCGCGGCAGAAGCUUGCCAAAGAAGAUGAAAGUGAGGAAGACAGCAAUGAGGAAGAAGAAGAUGAGGAAGAUGAGUCGGAGUCAGAAUCCAAAUCUGUGAAAGUAAAAAUCAAGCUAAACAAAAAGGAUGACAAAAACCGAGACAAAGGGAAAGGCAAGAAGCGCCAAAGUCGGGUAAAAGUCAAACCGGUCGUGAGUGAUGAUGACAGUGAUGAGGAUCAAGAUGAAAACGACCAGUCAGAAGCAAGUGGAAGUGACGACGAGUGAUCCAUAUGGUCAAAUUUUCUUAAACGAGAAGCCUACUUCUCUUCUCCCAUUUUACACACAGUGAAUUCACUUUGUCAGAUAGGCAUUGGGGUGUUUCUGUAUUCACGUCAUCUAUAAACUAGGUUUAGGAUAGUGCCAGACAAGCAUAUGAUAUCAUGGUGUAAAAAGGAAAAAAAAUGUAAUAUACUGUGACCAAAUGGGCCUCAAAGAUAAAAUAACAAAACAAAACAAAAAUCUUUUGAUGGGAAAAAAAACAUGGGUUGAUAGUAUAUUUCUAUGGGUUGGGUUUAGCUUACUAAUGGUUUGACUAUUCCUGGUUUCAAUAUUUGAUUAGAUGCUAUCGAAUGGCAUCAGAAAGAUUUAAACAAUGUCUUUUGUAGCAUUGCUAACCAGGAGCCAUUAAAAGCAACUGGUGAUUUUAUUUUUCAUCAGGCAAUUUUCAAGGUUUUAUUAGUUCUGCAUUUGUUUUUACACUGUGGUACAUAUAUGCAAUUUUGUUUAAGAGCUUCUAAAUGUACAGUAGCUAGCUUCUACCCUGUCUUGUCCCAUUCAUUGCUUCACUUUAUGCUCAAUGAUCUCUUGAAAAAGGAACUGCUUUUUGAACUGUAUACAUGAAAUUUAUGUCUACUGUAAACUUUCCUUUCCUUUUUUCCUUUUUUUUUUUUUGAUGAUAAAAAGUUGGAUUUAAAAUGCUGUUGAAUAUUGCAAUCUUAUAUAGUAUAAAGAAUGGCUUCUUUCAUCGGAUUAUCUUUUGUGUUACCAAUAUGGUUUGCCACCUUUCCCCAAAGUGUACUUAAUCUUUGCUUUCUUUGCACAAUGUCUUUGGUUGCGAUUCAUAAGCCUGAGGCAAAUAAAAUUCCAGUAAUUUUGAA